Messenger RNA from Lachancea fermentati, 345 nucleotides. Lineage: Eukaryota; Fungi; Ascomycota; Saccharomycetes; Saccharomycetales; Saccharomycetaceae. The record is from the annotation of a GenBank genome assembly.
AUGUACAACAAAGUAACGCGAGUAUCAGCGGUACAAUUGAGCGCUGCUGAAGUGGCUAAACAUCUACUCAAACUUCCAAAUUGGAAGUAUGAUGGUAAGAAGAUAACAAGAGAGUUUGUAUUGAAAGACUUUGAGACCACUUGGGCUUUUUUAUCUCAGGUUGCAAUGAGGAGUCAUCUCUACGGGCAUCAUCCGACCAUUCAAACUACAUAUAACAAAGUCCGGUUAGAUUUGUCAACUCAUGACAUACAAGGCGUUAGCGAAAUCGACUUAAAGCUUGCAAAAAAAGUUGAAGGGUAUGCAGCAGGAAGAGAGAAAGUGGAAGGUAGGGAAUCUAAUAAAUAG